Molecule: messenger RNA, 3291 nt
Organism: Leishmania braziliensis MHOM/BR/75/M2904
Lineage: Eukaryota; Euglenozoa; Kinetoplastea; Trypanosomatida; Trypanosomatidae
Exons: 1
Coding region: 1-3291 (1096 amino acids)
Source: RefSeq, a predicted model, not a curated record
AUGUCGUCAAGCGCAGCAGAGAACUCCAACGUCGAGGAGAAGGAAGAGGCGAAGUCGAUGACCACAGCCGCCACUGUCACCGCCAGCGCAAACACCCGCAGUACGUAUGGAUUAAAGGAAUGGAAAGUCCGCUUGAUGAACUGGCGGGGCGUCGGCGGCAGCACCCAGAGCAACACUGGCGGCAGCGAUGGUAGCGGUACUUCGGAAGCAGCCGCAGCUGCUUCCGAAGUCACCACAGAGAAGGGCGAGGCGCUCGAUCAGAAAAGCGCAGAAGGUAGCAAGUCCUCUGCGACAGCGCCUGCCGAAAACGACGCAGCAGCAGCAGCAGCAAAGACGAACUCCGCUACGGCUCACGCCUCACCGGCUCGCCCGAUGAAUAUCUGGGUGCGUCGUGCGCUGGAACGGCAAGCAGAGUCCGCGAUUGCGGCAGAGAUUCAUGAUGCCAAGCAGGCUUCCGUGGGGGCGGUGGUAGAAUCCGUAGCGGGUGUAGCGCUGGGAGCCAUAGCAGCAGCAAAAGUGGCUGCCAGUGAGCCAGAGGGCAAUGGCGCUGUCGCCUUCGAAAAGAGGCUUGCCGCCCAAACGAGAUUCGCAGAGCUCAUGAGAGAGCACCGUGAGGGGCCCGGGCAGCCGAGCGCACAGCCACCAGUGAAGGCCACGAAAGUCGUCAAAAAACCGAAAGUGGCAGAGCCGACCUCCCCAGUAGUGACGCCCACGGCGGAGGAGAAGUCAUCCAUGUCCAUCUCCAACAAGAAGCGCGCGGCGGAAAGUGCUGGUCAGGCGCACGCAGCGCCUGACACUGAACCAGCGACCUUAUCACCAUCAGAAGCGAAGACAGGGAAGGCAGAAGGCGGGCCGACACAGCCCACCUCCAAGGCAGAGGUUGACUCCAGUGCAGCCCCUUUUGCAGCUGCAGCAGUGCAUCAGGCAACCGUCCGCAAGCGCAAGAAGGCUACCAGUAGCGCAUCCGCGAAGCGCACACAGGGCGCAAGCGUCGACGCCUCCACAGCAACGACACCGACACAUGUGACGACCGUUAAAGGGAAGGCUUCGCUGGAGGAGCUCCGCGCCCGGCGCAACCGCACCACCGCCGGCGGCAGCGCGAGCCGCCGUGAUGACCCGAACUCUUCGGAGGGAAGCGCUGGCAUGGCGGGCAGCAGCAACGCCGGCAACGCUGUGAGCGGACAUUCACAGCAAGACGAAUACAACGACUGCGCCCUCGACGCCAUCAGCCGACUUCUUCUUCGCUACUGCUUGGGGGACAGCACAGCGCCAGUGACGCCAUCGGCGGCAACAGCAGCUGAUAGCGCGGACGUCUCGUCCUCGGCGGAGCCGGCGGUCGCCCUCACCGCAGAAUCGUCGCCGGUGCCUACACAGAUGACGACGGAGCUAGAAUUCUUCAAUGAGCUGAUGGAGCUCUGCGAGAACGACAGUCUUACACCGGCGUCGCUGGAGCUACUGCGUGAGCUCUUCCAGCACGUCCGCGUGUUGCCCCGCUCCUCUAGCGUCUCGGAUGCUGGCAAAAGAAGCGAGAGCGCAGAUGCCAGCGCAUGUACUGUGCAGGACGGCGAGGCUGCGAUGGAGGAGACAGAUGUCGAAGCCUACCGCGAAGCCAUUCGCCGGCGCGAGUACGUUCAGCAAGUCAUCAUGGUGCUACUGAACCGCCUCAAGCACAUGAAAAUGCAGGAGCAGCGAGAGAGGCAGCAAAGUGAUGGCGACACAGCAGCAGCAGCAACAUCUGCGGCAUCGGCUCCGCUGCCGGCGCCAGUUGGAAAGAACCAGAGAAGCAACAGCCAGUGCGCGCCGAUGCCCCCUUUAUCACAGCAACACAAGUCAGGAAUGAUAUACCCGGGAGGGCAGAGGAUGGCGUCUGCUGCUCCGUGGCCGAGCAUGGCCGAGAUGGCCGAGAUGGCCGGCGCGUACCCAGACGAGGUGACCGCUGCCUUCACGUCAGCGAUGAUGGCCUACGGCUACCCGAACCCGUACGCCCACCUCACCGUCUUCUCCCAGCAUCAGCCGGUGGCCCCACCAGUGGGCUGGCCGCCGUUGCUCCACGCACCUAUCCCCGGGGCCCGUCACGGGCGCCAUGACCACCACGACAGCAACAGCAACGUUGCCGCACGCCUCGUGGCGUCCCCGUUUCCCGGCGCCUUUCCUAUCAUCCCCCCGCCAGCCACUGCGGACACCUUCGCCGGUGCAGAGGACCGUGAGAUGCAGGAGCUACUCCGCAUGAUCCGGGCACAGCUCACCCAGCCUGCUAGCAUGAAGUUGUCUGGCAUGAGCACCGCUGACUCGCGAGUGGAAUCGAGCGUGAAUUUGUCGGGUGCAGCGCCGGUUGAAGUGUCUCAAGCAGAGAGGGCAGUGCUGCGUCACGUCCAGAUGGACUUCAAGAAGCACUUGGAGCAGCAGCAGCAGCAGCAGCAGCAGCAAGCGGCGGUGGUAGCUUCGCCAGCCGAGGGCUCCCCGGCGCCGCCGAUGGCAACCCUGACACCACCACCAGAGAUGGAUACUACACAACCGCGUCGCAUGCAUGCCACGCCUGGUACCGCUGCUGGCACCUCAGCCGCUGCUACGGGCGCCGCAACAGGCACAGCCAUGGGAACGACAGCGGCGUCGCACGUUGGUAGUGAAAAGUCUCAACACCACCACACCCUCCUUGGUCACCAGGCGAGCGGGCUAGAGGAAACCGGAGAGGCGGCAGGGGAGUCUCCCUCCGCGCGCAGCACCACUGCCCCUGCGCAGGAGGAGGAAGGUAUCGUAACUGACGAAGCAACACCGGCCAAGUCGCGCGGAACAACUCUAAACCUCAACGCCAAGCCGUUUGUGCCAAGCGGCGCUCGUGGAGGCAACGGCAGCACCACCACCACUAUUAUUAUCAAACCCACCGCUACCCCGGACUCGACGCCUACGAAGACGACCUUUAACUACCACGCCAAGCCGUUUUUGCCUUCCGUCAGGGUCAACUUACCGAUGCCCACACUACCGCAGAAACGGGCGCAGAUGAACGCGGCAGCACCGGCCUUCAUCCCCAAGCAGCAGCAGCAGCAGCAGCAGGCCCCCUCCAGGACAGACGCGCCGGCCAUUCCGCCACCGCCGCCCGGAUGUGUGACGGACCCCUGGGCCUCUUACGAAAUGUUUGCCCGUUGGCGGGACAUGAUGGAGGCCUACUACCAAAACGUGUUCGCCCAGCAGAACGCGGCUACGACAAAGACCGGAACCGCACCACCAUCGGCUACAGCAACUGGAGGAGGACCGGCCCCACCGAUUAUGAUGACCUCGCCACACCUUGCGUAG